AUGCCUGAAAGGCCAUUAGCAGCCGCAAUGACUUUCAGGUUUCUGUAUGUAGGAUCCCUUUGCUUCCACAUAUGUUCGCUUCCGUUAGCCGUGUCUCAUUCAUCAACGCUCAACAUGCCUACGUAUUCAACCCGCUUCUUAAGCCGGACUCGGCCCUACGAUGUGGUUUGUCUCCGGAAACGCACGGCACGUGUCCGAGUCGGAGUGCUUGGCCCAGCUGCCGUUCGACCCCUGGAUGAUCUGUCUUGGAAGUGGAGCAAACAAGCUUAA
Molecule: messenger RNA, 270 nt
Organism: Colletotrichum paranaense
Lineage: Eukaryota; Fungi; Ascomycota; Sordariomycetes; Glomerellales; Glomerellaceae
Exons: 1
Coding region: 1-270 (89 amino acids)
Source: RefSeq, a predicted model, not a curated record